CAACAAAUAUUAAUAUUAAAUAUUAGGCACAUACACCUCUAGAAUACUCCAGUUUAUUGGUAUAAAAAACAUUACAUGUAUAAAUAAUGCUAUUGUUUAUCUAACAUUAGCAGCAAUUAAAAAGAUUAAAAAGAUUUAUGACAGUUCGUUACAAACUAUGAAUUUGUUAGUCAAGAUUGGCGUAUUUAGAUUAUCUUUGUAAGGUUGUUUUGAUAAUAUUUCGUAUAUAAUGCUAUGUUUUGUGAGUAUAACAGUAUAAUUUGUCAAUUGUAAACUACUACUGAAACUAUGAAAUUCUUCCUGUCCUUCGCUGCCGUGGUGGCCGUUGCUGUCGCCGGCCCUACUAAGGGCCUGGUGAGUCCCGGCGUUGCCGGACCUGCUCCCAUCAUCGACGACUUUGUACCUAUCGCUGUCGGACCUGCCAUCAUAGAUGAGUUCGAGCCCAUUUCCGUCGGACCUGCCAUUGUCAACGAAUUCGAACCUAUCUCCGUUGGGCCUGCCAUCGUCGACGAGUUCGUACCUAUCUCCGUUGGACCCGCUAUCGUAGACAACCCUCCUCUUGCCCCCGUUGCUGACAGCACUCCUCUCGUGCAAAUCAUUUUGAACAUCAACCAGGCUAGCUCUGCCCCUAUUGUCCCCGGACCCGGUGUCGAUGCCAUUAUCCCUGAGCCCGUGAUUGUCGUUGACGAAGCCGAAAUCGUUGCUGAGCCCGUGAUUGUUGUCGAUGGCCCCGUCCCCGAGCCUGUCCAGGUUGCUGACAUUACUCCCGUUGCUCCCAAGCCAGUGAUCGUCGCGACUCCCAUCAUUCCCGCACCCGCUGUCACUCUUCCUGAGACCCUUAACUGAAUAUCGAUCAAUGUCGACAUGUCCACCAUGACCGCUCUCGGGCGCUCGUAAUCGGAAUUUUAACUAUUUUAUUAAAUGAAAAUUAUUGUAUGUCAAUAAAAUAGUUAAAAUAAAUAGCAUGAUGAGUA
Molecule: messenger RNA, 974 nt
Organism: Bombyx mori (domestic silkworm)
Lineage: Eukaryota; Metazoa; Arthropoda; Insecta; Lepidoptera; Bombycidae
Product: cytadherence high molecular weight protein 3
Exons: 2
Coding region: 289-846 (185 amino acids)
Source: RefSeq, a predicted model, not a curated record